UUCUGCUGUAUGAAUUUGCUUUUUUUUUUCCCUCUUUCUUCUAAACUGUGAUUGGUAUUAAAAUUAAGAUUGAAUGGGUCUAUUCAACCCCAAUGCUAGCUCAAGGGUGAGGGUUGCCCUUGUAAUACACCUUCGUGCCCAGAAAUGAUUAUCUGAAGCGUGAACAUUUGCACGUGGAUGGUCCAAAAACAUUGGAUUAGAUAGAUUUUGAUACUAUAUUAGAAUUGAGAUUGAGUGAGUCUAACUUAAUUCCAAAAGCUAGCGCAAAGGGAUUAGAAAUGGAAGCUAAUAGCGAUCUUAAGAUUCCUCUGUUGCAGACUUCACCAGAAGAUGCCGCAGUAAGGACGGUUAUGUUUCAAAUAGGUGACAUCAAGUGUGCAUCGUGUGUAAAUUCUGUUGAAUCUGCAAUUAAGGACCUCCAUGGAGUAAACAGCAUCAUGGUGUCGCCACUUGACGGCCGAGCUAUAAUAAAAUAUUCUCCAAAAUUUAUCACUGCGAAAAACAUAAAAGAAGCAAUAGAAGACAGUGGCUUUGGAGUUGAUGAGCUACAGGAGCAAGAAAUAUCGGUAUGCCGAGUAAGGAUUAAAGGGAUGGCCUGCACAAGCUGCUCCGAGUCUGUUGAGAAUGCACUUCGGAUGAUUGAUGGAGUGAAAAAGGCAACUGUAGGUCUAGCUUUAGAGGAGGCCAAAGUGUACUUUGAUCCUAACCUCGCCGAUGCAAACAAGAUAAUUGAAGCUAUAGAAGAUGCUGGUUUCGGAGCAGAACUUAUUAGCUCUGCUAAUGAUGUGAACAAAGUGCAUUUAAAACUAGAAGGGGUUGAUUCUCUUGAAGAUGUAAAUAUUGUGAUGUCUUCGCUUGAGUUCGCAGCAGGUGUGAAUCAUGUUGAAUUCAAUUUGACAGAACAUAUAGUAACAGUUAACUAUGAACCGGAUAUUACGGGUCCAAGAUCUCUCAUUCACUUUAUUCAGACAGCUAGCUCUGGCACCAAGAUGUACCAGGCAUCCUUGCACACUACUUCAGGAAAAAGAGAAAGGGAUAAGGUGGAUGAAAUUCGUAGGUAUAGGGACCAAUUUUUGUUCAGCUGCUUAUUUUCGGUUCCUGUGUUUGUAUUUGCCAUGGUGCUUCCCAUGCUUCCUCCCUAUGGAAACUGGUUGAACUAUAAGAUCCACCAUAUGCUAACCCUUGGGCUGUUUCUGAGAUGGAUUCUUAGUACACCGGUGCAGUUCAUAGUUGGCAAAAGGUUUUAUGUAGGAUCAUAUCAUGCACUGAGGCGAAGAUCUGCUAACAUGGAUGUGCUGGUUGCAUUAGGAACUAAUGCUGCUUAUUUUUACUCCGUAUACAUUUUAAUAAAAGCACUGACUUCAGAUACUUUUCAAGGACAAGAUUUCUUUGAGACCAGUUCCAUGUUGAUAUCCUUUAUUCUGUUAGGGAAAUAUUUGGAGAAUUUGGCUAAAGGGAAAACCUCAGAUGCUUUAGGAAAGCUGACACAACUUGUUCCUGAUAAAGCUUAUCUGGUGGACAUGGAUGCUGAUGAAAAUGUUAUCUCAGAGACAGAAAUUGACACUCAACUAAUACAAAAGGGUGACAUACUUAAGAUUGUUCCUGGGGCCAAAAUUCCUAUUGAUGGUGUUGUUAUAAAAGGGCAAAGCUAUGUAAAUGAAAGUAUGAUUACCGGGGAGGCAAAACCUGUUGAUAAAAGUCCUGGUGACAAGGUUAUUGGUGGAACAAUCAAUGAGAAUGGCUGCUUACUGAUUAAGGCUACACAUGUUGGAUCAGAUACUGCACUUUCUCAAAUUGUUCAGCUUGUAGAAACCGCUCAACUAGCUAAGGCACCAGUUCAAAAACUCGCAGACCACAUUUCAAGGGUUUUUGUUCCAUUAGUGGUUGUUGCAGCAUUUUUAACUUGGAUGGGAUGGUUUGUUCCUGGGGAAGUUGGUUUAUACCCUAGGCAUUGGAUACCAAAAGCAAUGAAUGCAUUUGAACUUGCUCUGCAAUUUGCUAUUUCUGUACUAGUUGUUGCUUGCCCUUGUGCUUUGGGUCUAGCAACACCAACUGCAGUCAUGGUUGCUUCAGGCAUGGGUGCUUCUCAAGGUGUUCUCAUCAAGGGUGGAGAUGCAUUGGAAAAGGCACACAAGGUAAAAGUUGUUGUGUUUGAUAAGACCGGGACACUAACCGUUGGAAAGCCGGCGGUAGUUAGUGCAGUACUGUUUUCUGAUUUUACUAUGGAAGAAUUUUAUGACAUGACAAUAGCAGUGGAGUCAAGUAGUGAGCACCCACUAGCAAAAGCUGUUGUUAAACAUGCAAAGAAGCUGCGCAAGAAAUUUGGUUCCAACGAUGAGGAAGUGCCAGAUGUGAAGGACUUUGAGGUGCAAGUGGGAGCUGGUGUGAGUGGAAAAGUUGGUGAAAGAACAGUUCUAGUUGGAAACAAGAGACUUAUGCAUGCUUGUAAUGUUCCACUGAGUUCCGAGGUUGAGAGGUACAUGUCUGAGAAUGAAAUUCUAGCGAGAACUUGUGUUCUGGUUUCGAUCGACGGGAAGAUUGCUGGAGCAUACUCUGUAACUGAUCCAUUAAAGCCCGAAGCUAAGCGUGUCAUAUCUUUUCUCCACUCCAUGGGCAUUUCAAGCAUCAUAGCAACCGGUGAUAACCUUGCUACUGCAACUGCUAUUGCAAACGAAGUUGGUAUUGAUGAGGUCUUCGCCGAGACAGAUCCACUAGGGAAAGCUGAUAAGGUGAAAGAGUUACAGAUGAAAGGGAUGACUGUGGCAAUGGUGGGUGAUGGAAUAAAUGACUCGCCGGCCUUGGUUGCUGCUGAUGUUGGUAUGGCAAUAGGUGCUGGAACUGAUGUAGCCAUAGAAGCAGCUGAUAUAGUGCUUGUGAAAAACAGCUUGGAAGAUGUGAUCACAGCCAUAGAUCUUUCCAGAAAGACCAUGUCGCGUAUCCGCCUCAAUUAUAUCUGGGCUCUCGGCUAUAACAUUCUAGGCAUGCCGGUUGCUGCCGGUGUCUUAUAUCCCUUUACCGGAAUCAGAUUGCCCCCAUGGCUGGCCGGUGCUUGCAUGGCUGCUUCUUCUAUUAGCGUGGUUUCUUCAUCUCUUCUACUGCAAUUGUAUAAAAAACCUUUAAAUGUUCAAUGCAUCUGAAUUGAUGGCCUAUUAUGCACAAUCCAUUUUUUUUUUUCAAGAAUCAUGUGUAAGUUUUUUAUUGGAAUGUUAUUUUUCUUAUUAUUUCUUUCAAACUGAAAGGUAGAUGUUCGCUUGUUCCAUGUAAGCAAUGAUCUUCCAAUCUUGCCUUUCUUAAUAUUGAGUAGUUUAUUAACAAGUACUAUAUGCAAUUUCAUUCUUA
Molecule: messenger RNA, 3339 nt
Organism: Arachis duranensis
Lineage: Eukaryota; Viridiplantae; Streptophyta; Magnoliopsida; Fabales; Fabaceae
Product: copper-transporting ATPase HMA4
Exons: 9
Coding region: 279-3137 (952 amino acids)
Biological process (GO): monoatomic cation transport
Cellular component (GO): membrane
Molecular function (GO): ATP binding; copper ion binding; ATP hydrolysis activity
Source: RefSeq, a predicted model, not a curated record